CCGGCGGCCGAGGAUUGCCAGGCCUAUCACUUCAGCCCGGCCACGCGCUUCCGCAUCGUUGUCCUUGAUGCCUACGACCUGAGCAUCCUGGGCAGGGAGCCGGACAGCCCCCACUACCGGGAGUCCCUGCAGCUGCUGCGGGAGAAGAACCCCAAUGACAACCUCAACAGCCCCGCAGGACUCAAAGAACCUCAGUUUGUAGAGUUUAACGGAGGAUUUAGCCAAGCCCAGCUGGACUGGUUCAAUGAAGUCCUCAAGUUCUCUGACGAAAACCAGGAAAAAGUUGUAGUUAUGGGUCAUCUGCCCAUUCAUCCAGAUGCUUCAGACAGGGUUUCCCUAGCCUGGAAUUACGAAGAUGCCCUUUCAGUCAUACACUCCCAUCAGUGCGUGGUCUGCUUUCUUGCCGGACACCUGCACGACGGUGGCUAUUGUUUAGACUCUCAUGGAGUUCAUCAUCUGACUUUGGAGGGGGUUAUUGAAACUUCACCAGAAAGCAAUGCCUUUGGAACUGUUUAUGUCUAUGAAGAUAAAAUGAUACUAAAGGGAAGGGGUAGAAUUUCAGACAGAGUUAUGCAUUUCUGAAAAUGGCAAGCAAAUAAGAACUGUUCUUAUUCAGGAAGUACUUGGACAAAAAAGCAGGG
This is a messenger RNA of Mesitornis unicolor (brown roatelo), 641 nucleotides long. RefSeq names its product ADP-ribose/CDP-alcohol diphosphatase, manganese-dependent (gene ADPRM). Gene Ontology annotation, molecular function: ADP-ribose diphosphatase activity; CDP-glycerol diphosphatase activity; 2',3'-cyclic-nucleotide 2'-phosphodiesterase activity. Lineage: Eukaryota; Metazoa; Chordata; Aves; Mesitornithiformes; Mesitornithidae. The transcript is spliced from 3 exons. The record is from RefSeq and is a predicted model, not a curated record. The annotation marks the transcript as partial.